Messenger RNA from Diospyros lotus (date-plum), 965 nucleotides. Its product is annotated as probable WRKY transcription factor 75. Gene Ontology annotation, molecular function: sequence-specific DNA binding; DNA-binding transcription factor activity. NCBI's taxonomy places the organism in Eukaryota, Viridiplantae, Streptophyta, Magnoliopsida, Ericales, Ebenaceae. Gene Ontology annotation, biological process: regulation of DNA-templated transcription. The transcript is spliced from 2 exons. The record is from RefSeq and is a predicted model, not a curated record. Bases 80 to 655 code for a protein of 191 amino acids.
UAAAGCCAUUUUCCUCCUCUCCUCUUUUCUUCUGCUUCCUCUUCACACUGCUUGCUUGCUCUCUCUCUCUCUGUCUCUCAUGGAGAUUUACGGUGGAGUUUUUCCAUGUUCGUCUUCAGCAUCAUCGGCGCCUCUGUUGUCGCUCAACGUGCUGGAUUCCAAUGCUUACUCGGAAUUUCAAGCGGCCGACAAAUCGCAUGGAUUCUUGGGGUUGACGGCCAACGACAUGGGACUUCCGAAUUCGGAGGUUAAUUUGAUGAACGAUGCUUGUCGCGGCCAAAGCUUUGCUUCCACUGUCACCACUGAUCAAACUGAUCACGAGAUGAAAUCGUCAUCAUCGGGGAAGAAGAAGGGCGAGAAGAAGAUCAGGAAGCCUAGAUUCGCUUUCGAAACGAGGAGCCAAGUUGAUAUUCUCGACGAUGGCUAUAGAUGGAGGAAAUAUGGCCAGAAAGCCGUCAAGAACAACAGGUUUCCAAGAAGCUAUUAUCGAUGUACUCAUCAAGGCUGUGGUGUAAAGAAACAAGUCCAGCGCCUAUCGAAGGAUGAAGCAGUAGUGGUAACAACUUACGAAGGAAUGCACUCACAUCCAAUCGAGAAGUCAACCGAUAACUUUGAGCACAUACUGAACCAGAUGCAGAUCUACACUGCCUUUUGAUUGAGCUCUCCAAAAAUUGAUGAGGACGAGCCCAAGAUUUUUGUGAAAUACACACUCCCAAAAUAUGCAGAGUUUAAAUAAAAUGCAUAUGUGCCCUCUUAAUCAGAAGCUACUCUUAACAAAACAAAAAAAGAAACGUUUUUUAGCUAGCUAGCUAGGUGCUUUAUGUGCAAAUAAUUAAAACUUAGUUUCAUAGCUUGUUUUUUUGGUUCUUGUCUUCUUUCUUUCAUAUGUAAGCAUGCAAUAUGUACACCCACCAUGUUGAUUACAUAUAUGGUAAUGAAUUUAAUGGCAAUGGCCCCUUUUAUUA